Aplysia californica (California sea hare) is the source of this 1779-nucleotide messenger RNA. RefSeq lists its product as uncharacterized. The record is from RefSeq and is a predicted model, not a curated record. NCBI's taxonomy places the organism in Eukaryota, Metazoa, Mollusca, Gastropoda, Aplysiida, Aplysiidae.
ACGCUGUUUCUCUCUCUCUCUCUCUUUCUUUCUCUCUCAGUUUCUUCCUCCACCCUCUCUCCUUCCUCUCGCCUGGCUUGUUUAGUUCUUCAGUUAUAUUGGACUUAUUGACACACAAAUCAAGUUCUUUGAUGGCAGAGUUGAGACUGGUGGUCGUUGUGCGGCCGAGGAUUUCUGACAUGUUCGUUUGAAUUUAUAGUGAAAAAUUGUUGACGGUGGUUGCGGUGUGUUUGGAGACCCAGCUGUGUUUGUGAAGUCUCCGACUACGGUUGGUUUUUCCUGGUUUGAUUUCACUGCGUGUGAUGGAAGUUUCGAUCCAUAAGUGACUUGAAUGCCUUACUUGCAUCUGGUGUUUUGCUCAUUUGACUAGUUGAAAUAGUGCCAAAGAAAAGCGCCGACUUCAAGCAUUUCAGCGCGGACUGGUAGAAAUGAUGUUUUCGAACACGUGUGCCUGCAUACUGUUUUCAACUGGAAACUUUCAGCGGAUAAUGCAUUGUGGCUCGUUGUUUGACGUGAACUAAGUGUGAGACCGUUUUCGGUACAUAUUGACUCUCUUUAAGGACACUGCAAAGGAUACAUGACAAAUGGAUUAUCUUCGAGCUAUUUCGAUCUCCCUCGGAGUGUACUGACUGUGACUGCUUUGACUUCUGAACAUUGAGUUUUGUACUAAGACCUUUGCUCAGUGAGCUUUUGGAUUAUGCUUGCGUGUGAGGGGGAUAUCCGUUUUGAGAUGAAAAUUUCGACCACCUCAUCUUGAAACUUUGAUGUGCACCUUUCUCGUGUUCCCGUAUUCUGUUAUAUUCACCUAACAGGACGACAACGAACAACUCUGCGCAUGCUAUUGCAUUUUUAUGGCCUCCAGUUUUGCUUCUUUUGAUCAUAAGCACUACCUCGCCAUCAGUGAGUUUUAAGUUUCGCCAGUAAAGUGUUUUUUUCGUUGAGGUUUUUCGUUUUUUUUUUUUAGUAAACUCACCUUCUGUUGAUAAAAGCUUAUUAAGACAUUGCUCCGCCCCACACUUUUUGGGUUAUUUUGCAGCAAGAGAAAACUUUGCUUUGCACGUCUUGUUUGAGACAGUUGUUAAUUAGCCCAUGCUGAUCACCCACGGCCGCCUGUGGACCCCUGCGACGUCUCCUUCUUAGAUGGGACAAAACUUCUUCGACCGUCCAGACGACAACCUGGAUCCAUGGGGUUCCACCCGGCCGGACUCGCCCCCCAGCGCGCAGCAGGGCCAGGAAGCAGGGCCGGUAGGGUUGGGUCACCGCUUGCUCCAGCGACAGCGCAGCAAGAGCGCCGGCAUCCUGCCCCACGGCGACUGGGUCGAGUCCGGUCAGUCCUCGCUGUCCUCUCGACCGCUCAGCACGCCGAUGCACAUGGGCGUCUAUGACCUCAUGCCGCGCAAGACCGCCGCGUUGUACAGAAGCGAGGACACUAUCGUGAACUCUUCCUUCGAUAGCUCCUCCUCUUCCUCUCUCUACUCCUCCGGGGUGGGGGCUGAAGAGUGUGAGGUGGAGUACGGGGAAGAGGAAGGAAGCGUUUUUGGAGAAGACAGUGAAUAUAUGAGUGAAGACGAGAGCUGCAGCGAGAGGUCCUCACAGCGCGGCCGCCCGUGCCGACGGGUGAAUGGGCUGAUAGAGAACGGUGAACCGUCGGAGGAAGAACUUACGUUGUCCAAUAUUUUCGAGGACAAGGCGGAGAACUUCGUGAUGGCGGCCCUGUUCUGUGCCUCGGAGGAGGGCAACGUGGACGGCCUGAAGGAGCUCGCCGAGAUGGCCGCCAAC